Molecule: messenger RNA, 1828 nt
Organism: Dinoponera quadriceps
Lineage: Eukaryota; Metazoa; Arthropoda; Insecta; Hymenoptera; Formicidae
Product: protein IWS1 homolog A-like
Exons: 5
Cellular component (GO): nucleus
Source: RefSeq, a predicted model, not a curated record
UGUGGUGAAACAUACCGGCCAAUAGCCAUUGCGACGUUAUCGAGUAGAUUUUGCCGCGCAAACAGUCCCAGUGGGAAUCGCCGUGGUAACUACAAUAUUACUGUGCUAGACAUGGAUCACAGUGAAGUUGAGGAAGAGGAGAUGGAAAAGUUAGAAUUAUCAACGGAUUCCAUGAAACUAACAAACAAGAGGCCACGUAUAGAUUCUGAUGAAGAUGAACAUGAACAAGAUACACAUGUUAAGAAACGGCGAUAUUCCUCCGGUAAGGAAUCCGAGGUAUCAGAGAAAAAUAGCACUGAAAUUGCCUCAGAUAAAAAUGGCAUAGAUAAGAACAAUAUAGAAGAAGAAAAAGAUACAAUAUCCUCUGAAAAUGAACCAGAUCUGCAUAAGAAAUCUUUGACGAACUCAGAUAUAAAUAAAACAAAUAAAGAUGAUGAAGAAAACAAAUUAAUAAAGAGCAAAAAUGAAAAAGAGAGUCCCUCGAAAGAUGAGAAUUCUACCGCCAAUGACAAUCUUUCAAAGAUUAAAGAAGAAAAUACAGAAAGCCAGGAUAGCCCAUCUAAAGGAUCCCCAAGUACUAAGGCAAAACCUAUUUUUGAUGACCUGUAUGACGAGAAAACUGAAGAAGAUAAUGUAACAGAUAACUGUAAAGAGAAUAGUGGAGGAAAUGGGACAAAAAAGAAACAUGCCUCAAAGAAUCGAAUUACAGAUACAGAAGUAGUAGAUGGGCUGGAACUUUUGGUGGAAUGCGCAAGUGACAAAGAAGGGUCGAGUUCGGAUAGCGAGAACGAGAAGGAAAUAAAGCCACGGCCAAAAACAAUGAUUGUUAAAGCUGAGCCAAACGCAUCAGAAUUGGAAUGUGGUUCGUCGGAAGAUGAGAAAUCUGAUGCACAGGAAGUCAGUGACACAGUACAGACUAAGUCAGAGACUAAAUUAGAGAAGAAAAAGGGGAAAAGAAGGGGGGCGCGAACAAGUUUCAGUAAACUGAAAGCUUCCGGAUCUGAAGACAGCCAUAAUAACAAUUCCGAUGAGGAUUAUAGUCCGCGAUCUAAAAAGAAGGUGAAGAAAUCGCCAGCGACGAAGAGAACGACAAAACGUUCCACUGAAUCAAAGAGAGGACGAGGCGGAAGAGCGAGGAGAAAUUCUCAGAAAAGGAGUAAUGAGGAUAUAUCCGAUGAAGAGAACUCAGACAUAAUUUCAGCGGACAAAAUUGAUAAAACGAUAAAGAAGGAAGAGGCGGAAGAGGAAUUGUCGGAGGGAGAAUCUUCGGUGAGUAAAAAUGAAGAGAAAAGUAACUCCGAAGAUGAAGAGAAGUCUACAAAGAUUAGGAGGACGAGACGUAGCACUAGACCAGAGGAUAACAAACAGAUAAAAUCGUUAAAAAAAUAUAUAAAAGUCGCUGGCGUGAAAGUAAAAUCUUACCAGGAGAUUUGGGCCGACUGUCGUACCAAUGCCGAAAGAAUUAAUCGCCUGAAAGAAUUGUUGGAGAAAAAUGGUGUUAGUGGGAGACCAUCGUUACAAAAAUGUAAAUGGGCGAAAGAAAAAAACGAGAAAAUGCGAGAGGUGUCCGAAUUGGACACAUCCAAUAUCAUAUCUGAGGGACGUGUUACGCGCGCAAGAAGAAAUAUGGAGAGCAACAAGCAGUCGAUAAUUUCAGACACGCCGCCGCGGCAUAGAGAAGCUCGUAACACGAUGAAGCGGCUUCGGACUGUUAUCGAUAGUGAUUCGGAAUAGAGCAGAAUAACUUGUUGGAUCCGCCUAAAAGUUAACGCCUAAAUAUCAUGCACGAUGUUACGUUCGUGCGUAAAAUAUAUUAUUCACAAGCUUU